AUGGCGUCCGUUGCUCUUCCUGAUGCCGCGCAUCCCGAUCGUUCCUCUCCCUCCCACUGCCUCCCUGAUGCCUCGCCCCCGCAUGUUGCCGCCACUCCCGCUGCUCCCGCUGACUCCGCCACCCCAACGGCGUCGUCAAGGCGUUCCGACCCUUCCGCCACUUGCGCGCGCCUUUCCCGCAAGGAGCGGCGGCGCACUGCGAAGAAGGCGCGCAGACAGCAGCAACGGCGGGAACGCGCGAUUGCCGCGGCGGAAAGCCUUGCGCGGGAGGAGGAGGAGCGGGAGAGACGGGCGGAAGCGAGCAGCGCAGAGCGAUGGGCGCGGAUAGAGGAGGAGAGGCGGCGGAGAGAGGCGGAAGACGAGGAGCGGAGGGCGCGGGAGGAGGGCGAGCGACGAUGGCUGGCGCGAGAGAGGGAGAUCGAGGAGGAGAAGAAACGGGUGGAGGAGAGGCGCAGGUGGACAGAGGUGAGCCAGGGUUGCAGCAAGGGGAGCGACGUGCUACGUAGGGAGGGCGGAGGGCGCGCGGAGGAGGGUAGGCAGCUGCCACUCAAUCUCUUUCCACUCCCUCCCUCCCUCCCUCCCUCCCUCCCUCCCUCCCUCCCUCCCUCCCUCCCUCCCUCCCUCCCUCCCUCCCUCCCCCCCUCCCUCCCUCCCUCCCCCCCUCCCUCCCUCCCUCCCUCCCUCCCUCCCUCCACCUCCACUCCCCCAUCUCCCCGCUCCAUUCUUUUCCUUCUUCCGUCAAACCAGGAAGCAGCAGCUGCUGCAGCGGCAGCAGUUGCAGGCGCAGUGGCAGCAGGGCGGGAGGACAAACGCGCAUGCUCGCAGCAGACGAAAGAGGAGGAUGAGAAGACAGAGGAAGAGGAAGAAGAGCAGGAGGAGGAGGAGGUGGAGGUGGAGGUGGGGGGCGUGCCGGACAUAGUGUGGGAGGGGGACGACAUCAUCGUGCGCAAGAGGCGCGUCAACAUGCGCCGCCGCAAGGGCCAGUGCCUGCCUGGAGAGGUGCCCGGCACUGCUGUGCCUGUGCCUGUGCGCGUGCGCGUGGCAGCAGCAGUGCCGGCAGGGGCAGCGGGUGCAGAUGGUGGCAGUGGCACAGAGGGGGGUUGGCGUGUGACGCGCACAGCAGGGGAUGCUGGCACGCCAUCACUGACCGUGCAAGCAGCGGCCUCAGCAUCCGCGCUCACCAGCCGCAGAGUCACUUCUUCAUGCACCAUAGCGCAGGCCACAUCCCACACACUCCCACCGCUCUUCACCUAUCCAUCCUCACAGCAGGCUGACAGCUCCUCAUGCGCAUGCCAUGCGCCCGGGGUGAACUAUUACCUGGACCAGGAGUGGGACAGCACGCACCGUAUGCACACACGGCCAUGCAGCGGGGCACAGGAAAAGGCACAGGAAGGGGAGCAGCAGGAGGUGGGAUGGGGGCGGGCAGGGGGCGAGGGCGUUGGGGCGUAUGAGCAGUUCUAUGUGGACCUGCACACGGAGUUCCAGAAGUAUGGCGAGCUCUACAACUUCAAGGUGUGUCGCAACGCAGCGCCCCACCUGCGCGGCAGUGUGUACGUGGACUACAUGCACCCCGCCCAUGCCGCCAGCGCCCUCGCUGCCAUGGCCGGCCGCUUCUACGGCCGCCACCAGCUGGCAUGCGUGCUGGUACCCAUUGACAGGUGGCGCAACGCCAUUUGUGGAGAGUACCGCAGGAAGGGCAAGCGCUGCCCGCGCGGCCCCUCGUGCCCGUUCCUGCACCCCUUCGCCAACCCCCAUGGUGACUACGAGUGGGCUGACUUUGACGCUCCGCCGCCCCUGCUGUGGCAGCAGCAGAUGCAGGGGCUGUAUGGGGGGGGCAGAGGGGCGCGGGAUUAUGAGAGGGAGAUUGAGGCGCGCAGGGAGAGGAGUGAGGGGGGCAGGGAGAGGAGCGAGGGGGGCAGGGAGAGGACGGGGGGGGAGGGGAAGGAGAGGGGAGUAAAGGAAGGGGAAGGGGUCAGAGAAAUGGCGGAGGUUGUUGGGAGAGGGGGGCGUGAUAGUGGUGGUGAGGUGAGGGCGAUUGUUGGAGAACUGGGGACAAGGAUAGGGAGGACAGGGGAAGGCGCAACGCAGAAAGGGGAAGGGGUGGAAGGAGAGGAAAGGAGUGGAGGGGGGAAGAGAGGGCGGGGAGGAGCAGAAGGGGAGGGGCGGAGUAGAGUGGAUAAAGGGAGGCGUGCAGUGGAGGGGCGAGAGAGGGGCAGCUGGGGGUGGGAGGAACGUGAUAGCAGGAGCAGUGAGAGUAGGAGCGACAUGCGUGAGGGGGAAGAGAGGGAGGACAAAGAGGAGAGGGGGGAAAGGGAGGAGAGGGAGGAGAGAGGGAAGAAGGGGAAAGGAAAGGAAAUUGACGAGAGGGAGGGGCAGGAGAAGCGGAGAGAAAGGAAGGGAAGAUCUGUGGAGAGAGGUAGGGAAGAGAGGGCGUGUGGGUUGAGGAGGGAUGGCAGUGAUGGUGGUGGGAGUGAUGGGCGGGAUGAGAGUGGACGAGUGAGGAGGUUGAGUGAUGGGGAGGGGGAACGAUGGGGAAUACAAGGUGAGGGAAAGGAGGGGAUGCGAAAGAGAGUAGAUAGGGAACUCGAGGGACAGAGAUCGUGGAAGGGAGAAAAUGAGGUAGAUUGGAGCCAUGGGGAGGAAGGCAGGGAUUCACACGGGUGGGAGAGGCGAGCAGGCGGGCAGGUAAGGCGAGCGGGUGUGCGUGGAGGUGAGGAGGCGAGGCGACCUGAUGUGGGACGAGGGAGUGCAGGAGGGAUGCGCAGGGAGGAGAGAAGUACAGGUGCUGGCAAGGUCAGUGAGAGGGCAGUGUUGCACGUAGUCUCCAGGGAGGGGUGGAGGGAUACGGACGGGAGGGUAAAGGAGUGCGGAAGUUGGAGUGCGAAGAAUGAAAAAGCCAAGGAGAGGAGGAUAUGCAAGGAUGGGGGAAACAAUGGGGAGUGGGGAGGAGCAGUAGAGGUGCAGCAGGGAAAGGGUGAGAAGGCACGAGGUGGAAGGCAUGGGGAGGGGAGGGGUGUGGAGGCAGAGAGGGAGAAGGAGCUGAGGGCGCUGCUGUUGCAGAGGAUGCAGGGGGUAGGGGGUAGAGUGGCAGAGGGGCGAGAUAAGAAGAGAGAUGCCAGGGACGAAGGCAGGCAAGUGCAAGAGAGAGCGAAAGGCCAAGUGGAGGAGGCAUUUUCUUUGAGGAGAAGAACAAUUGCCAAAGGGGAGUUUGAUCAGGGAUCGUUAGCAGCGUCUUCCUGUUUUCUAGCCUCUGGGUGCGAAGGGAAGGCCGUGGAUGAUGACAGAUGGGAGAUGGAGACUUAA
Molecule: messenger RNA, 3303 nt
Organism: Closterium sp. NIES-65
Lineage: Eukaryota; Viridiplantae; Streptophyta; Zygnematophyceae; Desmidiales; Closteriaceae
Source: the annotation of a GenBank genome assembly